Molecule: messenger RNA, 4327 nt
Organism: Perognathus longimembris pacificus (Pacific pocket mouse)
Lineage: Eukaryota; Metazoa; Chordata; Mammalia; Rodentia; Heteromyidae
Gene: Taok2
Product: TAO kinase 2
Exons: 16
Coding region: 171-3881 (1236 amino acids)
Biological process (GO): protein phosphorylation
Molecular function (GO): protein kinase activity; ATP binding
Source: RefSeq, a predicted model, not a curated record
CCCUCAGGAAGGGCGAAAGCCGAGGAAGAGGUGGCAAGGGGAAAGGUCUCCUUGCCCCUCUCCCUGCUUGGCAGAGCCGCUGGAGGACUCCAGGCGGAAGCGGCGGCGCUGGGGCACCAUAGUGACCCCUACCAGGUUAGGCCCUACUCUCAGGGCCCCCAGGGGCCACCAUGCCAGCUGGGGGCCGGGCUGGGAGCCUGAAGGACCCUGAUGUGGCUGAGCUCUUCUUCAAGGAUGACCCUGAAAAGCUCUUCUCUGACCUCCGGGAAAUUGGCCAUGGCAGCUUUGGAGCUGUGUAUUUUGCCCGAGAUGUUCGCAAUAGCGAGGUGGUGGCCAUCAAGAAGAUGUCCUACAGUGGGAAGCAAUCAAAUGAGAAAUGGCAGGACAUCAUCAAGGAGGUGCGGUUCUUGCAGAAGCUCCGACAUCCCAAUACCAUUCAGUACCGGGGCUGUUACCUGAGGGAGCACACGGCUUGGCUGGUGAUGGAGUAUUGUCUGGGCUCAGCUUCUGACCUUCUAGAAGUGCACAAGAAGCCCCUUCAGGAAGUAGAGAUCGCAGCUGUGACCCAUGGGGCUCUUCAAGGCCUGGCCUACCUGCACUCCCACAACAUGAUCCACAGGGAUGUGAAGGCUGGAAACAUCUUGCUGUCAGAGCCAGGCUUAGUGAAGCUGGGGGACUUCGGCUCCGCAUCCAUCAUGGCACCUGCCAACUCCUUCGUGGGCACCCCAUACUGGAUGGCUCCAGAGGUGAUCUUGGCCAUGGACGAGGGGCAGUACGAUGGCAAAGUGGACGUUUGGUCCUUGGGGAUAACUUGCAUUGAGCUGGCGGAGCGGAAGCCACCACUGUUUAACAUGAACGCGAUGAGUGCCUUAUACCACAUUGCACAGAAUGAGUCCCCCGCACUCCAGUCAGGACACUGGUCUGAGUACUUCCGGAAUUUUGUCGAUUCCUGCCUUCAGAAAAUCCCUCAAGAUAGACCAACCUCAGAGGUUCUUCUGAAGCACCGUUUUGUGCUCCGGGAAAGGCCACCCACAGUCAUCAUGGACCUGAUCCAGAGAACCAAGGAUGCUGUACGGGAGCUGGACAACCUGCAGUACCGCAAGAUGAAAAAGAUUCUAUUCCAAGAGGCCCCCAAUGGUCCUGGUGCUGAGGCACCAGAGGAGGAGGAGACCACGCCCUGUUCACAGGAGACCGAGCCCUACAUGCACCGGGCAGGGACACUGACCAGUCUGGAGAGUAGUCACUCAGUGCCCAGCAUGUCCAUCAGUGCUUCCAGCCAGAGCAGCUCAGUCAACAGCCUAGCAGAUGCCUCGGACAAUGAAGAAGAGGAGGAGGAAGAAGAGGAGGAGGAGGAGGAAGAAGGCCCUGAAGCCCGAGAGAUGGCCAUGAUGCAGGAGGGCGAGCACACAGUCACUUCCCACAGCUCCAUAAUUCACCGCCUGCCGGGUUCUGACAACCUAUAUGAUGAUCCCUACCAGCCAGAGAUAACUCCGGGCCCAAUCCAGCCACCUGCAGCCCCAGCUCCCACUUCUACCACUUCUUCUGCCCGCCGCCGGGCAUACUGCCGCAACCGGGACCACUUUGCCACCAUCCGUACUGCCUCUCUGGUUAGCCGGCAGAUCCAGGAGCAUGAGCAGGAUUCAGCCCUGCGGGAGCAGCUAAGUGGCUAUAAGCGGAUGCGGCGACAGCACCAGAAGCAGCUUCUGGCCUUGGAGUCAAGGUUGAGGGGUGAACGUGAGGAGCACAGUGCACGGCUGCAGCGGGAACUUGAGGCACAGCGGGCUGGCUUUGGGGCUGAAGCCGAAAAACUGGCCCGGCGACACCAGGCCAUUGGUGAGAAGGAAGCACGAGCUGCCCAGGCAGAGGAGCGAAAGUUCCAGCAACAUAUUCUUGGGCAGCAGAAAAAAGAGCUGGCUGCCCUUCUGGAAGCACAGAAGCGAACCUAUAAGCUUCGAAAGGAGCAACUGAAGGAGGAACUGCAGGAGAACCCGAGCACACCCAAGCGGGAGAAGGCAGAGUGGCUGCUGCGGCAGAAGGAGCAACUGCAGCAAUGCCAGGCAGAGGAGGAGGCAGGGCUGCUGCGGCGCCAGCGCCAGUAUUUCGAGCUGCAGUGUCGCCAGUAUAAGCGCAAGAUGCUGCUGGCCCGUCAUAGCCUGGACCAGGACCUGCUGCGAGAGGACUUGAACAAGAAACAGACACAGAAGGACUUGGAGUGUGCUUUGCUGCUGAGGCAGCAUGAGGCCACUCGGGAGCUGGAGCUUCGGCAGCUCCAGGCUGUCCAGCGCACACGAGCCGAACUCACCCGCCUCCAGCACCAGACGGAGCUGGGCAACCAGCUGGAGUACAACAAGCGACGUGAACAAGAGUUACGGCAGAAGCAUGCGGCCCAGGUUCGCCAGCAGCCCAAGAGCCUCAAAGUACGUGCAGGCCAGCGCCCCCCAGAACUCCCCAUUACUGGCAUUCUGAGACCACCCAGCACAGGCACUCCUAGUGAAGAGCCACCCUGCUCCUCUAGCCAGGAGACAGUCCUGGACCAAAGGGUGCUGGGAAAGGAGGAGGAAGCAGUGUCAGAGAGGAUUCUGGGAAAGGAAGGGAUCACCUUGGAGCCAGAGGAGCAGAGGAUUUUGGGGGAAGAGUCAGGAACCCUUAGUCUCAGCUCAGAAAAACAUAGGAAUUUGGCUAAGGAGGAAGAUUGGGAUCAACCUGAGGAGAUAGAGUCGCUUAGAGUCCCAUUGCUGGCACCUGAGGAAAGAAGCAUUGCUGGCGAGGAGGAGGCUGGGGCGUGGAGGCUGUGGGGAAAGGAGGGUGGACACUUUCUGUAUGAGGAGUUGGAUCUCUGUUGGCUCCAGGGUCCAGCACUGACUCCAGUGCCAGAGGAGGAGGAGGAGGAGGAAGGGGCUCCAAUUGGAACCCCUAGGGAUCCUGGAGAUGGCUGCCCCUCCCCAGACAUCCCUCCAGAGCCACCUCCACCACAUCUAAGGCCUGGCCCUGCUAGCCAGCUCCCUGGACUCUUGUCUCAUGGCCUCCUCGCUGGCCUCUCCUUUGCAGUAGGGUCUUCCUCUGGUCUCCUGCCCCUAUUACUUCUGCUGCUGCUCCCACUGCUGGCAGCCCAGGGCGGGGGUGGCCUGCAGGCAGCACUGCUAGCCCUUGAAGUGGGCUUGGUAGGCCUGGGGGCCUCCUACUUACUCCUUUGUACAGCUCUGCACCUGCCCCCCAGCCUGUUUCUGUUUUUGGCACAGAGCAGUGCACUAGGGGCUGUCCUGAGUCUGAGCUGGCGCCGAGGCCUUAUGGGUGUGCCUCUGGGGCUUGGGGCAGCCUGGCUCCUGGCUUGGCCAGGUCUGGCUCUACCCCUGGCAGCUAUGGCAGCUGGGGGCAAAUGGGUGCGGCAGCAGGGCCCCUGGAUCCGCCGGAGCAUAUCUCGACUGUGGUUGCGGGUUCUGCUGCGCCUAUCACCCAAGGCCUUCCAGGCCCUACAGGGCUUUGGGGCUGUAGGGGACCGGGGCCUAUUUGCACUCUACCCCAAGACCAACAAAGACGGCUUCCGUAGCCGCUUGCCUGUUCCUGGACCUCGGAGGGGUAAACCUCCCACUGCUCGGCACCCAUUAGCCUUGUUGUCGAGGGUUUGGGCCUUGUGCAAGGGCUGGAACUGGCGCCUGGCACGGGCCAGCCAAGGUUUAGCCUCCCAUUUGCCCCCCUGGGCCAUCCACACACUGGCCAGCUGGGGCUUGCUUCGUGGUGAAAGGCCCAGUCGGAUUCCUCGGCUGCUCCCACGCAGCCAGCGUAGACUUGGGCCUCCCGCCUCCCGCCAGCCACCACCAGGGGCCUUAGCUGGGCGGAGAUCCCGGACUCGCCAGUUCCGGGCCCUGCCUCCCUGGAGGUAACCAAUUCCCAUCUUUCCUGCCCAAAUCUAGAGCAGCGAGCACUUUAUCUCCCAGACUCAGUGAUGGUUUUUUUCAGUCCCCAAGUCCUCUCCUUCCUUCCACCCUUCCUCCCUCAGCAUGCUCCCCCCCACCCCUAGCCCAGCCUUUGGGGCCUUUAGACAGACAGCCUCCUCCACCAUAGAGUCCACAAGUCACACUUUGUGUUCUCCUGACCCCUAAGUUAUUGCUGUUCUCCCACUGUGUGUGUGUUCAUCCUCACCCUCAUCGACUCAGGCCUGGGGCCAGGGGGGUGGGGUGGGAAAAAUAUUACAGUUUUUUUUUUUCUCCUCUUUGAUUUUGUUUUUCUGUCUCCCUUCCAACCUGUCCCCCUCCCCCCUACCAAAAAAAAAGAAAAAAAAGAAAGAAAAGAAAAAUAUAAACAUAAAUAAAAUAUCUGAGCGGAACUA